Messenger RNA from Seminavis robusta, 1798 nucleotides. The record is from the annotation of a GenBank genome assembly. NCBI's taxonomy places the organism in Eukaryota, Bacillariophyta, Bacillariophyceae, Naviculales, Naviculaceae.
AAAAAAUUGUGAAGUUGCUGUUGAGCUCAUUUACUCGGAAGGCUGAGCAGCGCAGCAGCAACUCAACUCUCAUUUCUACAAAGGAUCAUCCCAUUGAGUUUCAAUUUCUAGUGCUGGCUGCGAAGCUUGAAAGAUGGAUCUCAAUUUCACUGAGAGCGCAAAGGAUCUCUACGACCAAGUUGAGUUCAAGACGGACUCCAUCUACAACUGGCCUCCACCCGAUCCGUUCAUCACCUUUUCCAUUGGCGGCGCCUUUUCGCUGCUAGCAUUUGUCCUAUGGGUUCGCCGAGUACGAGUGCUUUAUCAGAACUUGAAAGUCAAAGACUAUUCCAAAGGAACCAUACGACUGCGAUGCUGGCUCACAGCUUACAUUGAAAAUGAUUGCGCUCUUUUCACCUGCGUCCGCAUGGCGGCGCAAUCAUUCCUCUUUUUGGCUGGCAUUCAAUUGAACUAUACAGGAGCCUUCUUUGGUAUUCUGGGAGUCUUUACCGUGGAAAGCUUUUGCGAUCCCUUGCGAGUGCUGCUGUGCUUUCGAGAAGCCGUUUUCAUUGAUGAUCUCGUCGUGACAAGCAAGUUUCUUCGAGCGGAUCUUCGAAAGCACCCACUCACAACCACCCUGCAGCCGCACAAUGUCUACGAAGACUUGACUCGCGAUUCCUUCAUUGUCGGCAUGGUCUUUGCCACACAAGUCCUCCUCAUUGGAUUUGUGCUUAUAGAUUUGUUUUCUACACACACACACUAUUGCUUGGAUGGCUCUUCUGGAUGUCCCGUGGGUGGUACACUGGGCUCGUGGGCAUUUUAUGUCCUUGGAAUAUUCCAGGCUUGCGUGUUUCUGCUGGGCCCAAAGUCAAAUUUUGGGCAAAGCGAACAGAACGCUGCCUAUUGGAUUCAAUUGCUCCUCACCACCAAGCAAUCACCCACCUACACAUGGUAUGAUACGAUCGAUGCGGAAACCAAGUUCUUGAAGGUGAAAUCAUCCGAAUGGAAGCAUUGGAUUCGAUUCUACAUGAGCUUUCUGAUCAACGGGGUGGGCUUCCACAUUUUGGUUCACGCCUUGCCCAUUCAAAUAGCGAGUCAGAGCAGUUUGGUUGGGGUUGUGUUUCGUGCCGUGGGAAUGAUUUACCUGGUCAAUCUGGAUGAUUCGAAGGGUUAUGUCAUGGCGAUUGUGCCAGAUGACGACGAUCUGCAGUCUGCAACAUUGCAAGAUGAAGUCACAGAUGACUUGGACGACGCGAGUGUGGGAUCGGUCGGAUCUGUUGCAUCUUUUUAUCGUUUCUUCUCUGGCAACCACAAUGGCGACAACGACGUCAGUGUGCCCGUGCAAGCGCAAAAGAUCAUUGCCAAAGCUCAAGCAAAGCUGGAUGCCUUGCAAUCCAAGGCGAGGCCGCGGAGGAGAAGACGACGACAACAUUCCAACAAGAGCAAGUCAUCCGCGUCUUCAAGAGGACAAGUUUAGUUGGCUUUGACACUCGCGCAUUUCCAGUUGGCAGCCUCUUCCUUUUCAAGUUUUAUCAGCUCUGUAGCAGCGAGAUGCAUCCAAGUCGGAUGCCCACGCUAGCAUUACAUGUAGCAGGUUGACUGAGACACUUUGUAGUUUCCACAAAUAUGCCUUCUGGCAACAGCUUGCACUGUUGUUUGCCAUAUCUUGUUUUGUAAUACUGUUGACUGAGCCAGUACCGUACCUGUACAUCAGCAGGCCCCCCACUUAAUUAAAGUUUCAACGACGAGUGCUUUGGCAAGUCUCAUUUCCGUGCACUACUCCAUGCAGCUACUCGACAUUGUUUCCCUUGUUCCGGGG